CUGCUCGGGCCUUCGUUUCUCUGGUGUGAUAUGGAGUCAGAUGGGAAUCUGAACCCUGACACAGAUGACCUUCCGCUCCGAGCAAAUACUAACCACAUCCUUGUAAGACAUUACGUGUUGGAUCUGACGGUUGACUUUGACAGUAGGGUCAUCAAUGGGAGCAUUGUGCUCUUCCUGGAGCCUCGCUAUGGAGGCGGAACUAAGGAUGCUGAUGGACCUGCAAUUGAAGAGGGCACAAAGGAUGUUGAGAAUGAAUCUAGAUUUCAGGAGGCCAGAAUAAUGGAGGAAGGUGCCACUGAAGUGAAGAAAGAGGAGAUGUAUGGUGCUAAAAAAAGAAACAAAUCUGACCUGAAGGCUACUUGUGAACCCCAGAUUGCAUCUGUCCUUAGCAACACUCAGUCCUCACAUCUGCUGCAAACCACCAGUGGGAGGGAUUUCACCUUAGUGCUGGACUGCUGUGACCUGGACGUAUCAAAGGUGGAGGAGGUGGAUGUUGCCUCCGUCUCGGCUGCGUCGGGCCUUCAACCACACGUUGCAUCCGAGCAGUCGGAAGUCGUUUCGGCAUACAAACAAGCGUCCUUUGUUCAGAGGGUUAUCUCCAUGCCUUCCGCCCAAUGGGAGCAGAAGAACCGGCUCUUUUCGCUGUGCAGCCGAGCCCCUGGCGCUGAAGACGGCAGCUCGUUGCGCUUCCACACAGACUCCUGGAGUCUUCAGGUGAGGAAGACGGGAGUCUCCUCUCCCGAGGGAUUCCCCCGAGUUAUCAGGAUCUGCUACAAGACCAGGAUGUCGGGGGGCUCGGUGAGGUGGACCAAAGACCAGGACGACAGGGUGUGUGUUUACACUGCCGGUUCUCCCAUCAACAACCGAGCGCUCUUCCCCUGCCAGGAGCCGCCUGUUGCCAUGUCAACGUGGCAGGCAACAGUGCGGGCCCCCAGUCGCUGCGUGGUUUUGAUGAGUGGGGAAAAGCAAGCUGUUCCUACUGAGGAUGGCGACUCACAUUUUAGAAUCUGGAAUUACUACGUCACGAUGCCCAUGCCUGCGUCCACCUUCACUCUGGCAGUGGGCCACUGGCGCCAAGUCACAAUGGAAAGUCCUCCAGCGUCGGAAAAAUACCCUUGGGACAGGCCUUUUUGUGGCAAGUUAGACCAACUGAGAGCUGACCGUGGGGAAUGCACCGCGGCUGAGCUUGUGUCGCCACUUGGAAGUUCCUCUACUGAAGUGGGGAAGGACUUUCCACUCCAGACUGGCAGAACAGGAAAUAAAGAGGGGUUUGGAGCAUUACAGAGGAUCACUUCAGUGUGGGUAGGGCAGGGUUGGGCUGGGGUCUCCCUCUCCAAUAGCCGGGAGUUUGCCUUCCCUUUUAUCAUCCACAACUGCAGUGAGGAGACCACCGGCUCAGAGUAUGCAUUCUGUCACUCUUUCCUCAGGGACAAGGAGCUCUCUUUAACUGAUUAUUCGGGCAUGGUGGAUGACAGCAUCUCUUGUUCCCAUGGCGACUACCCUUGCCGGUUUACUCAGUGGUCGGCUUGGUCCCAGCGGGUGAUUCCACAUCGUGUUUUUAGCCCCGCAUGCCUGCUGCAGGAGGCCCAGACGGGAGUCCUCUCACUGUUGCCUCGAUGUUUGGCUGCAGCUCAUGCUGUUCUGGGGGUGCAUCCCUUUCCUCGCCUUGAUGUUGUUAUUGUCCCAGCAGGGUUCUCCAGUCUGGGCAUGGCCAGGUAA
Molecule: messenger RNA, 1719 nt
Organism: Menidia menidia (Atlantic silverside)
Lineage: Eukaryota; Metazoa; Chordata; Actinopteri; Atheriniformes; Atherinopsidae
Source: the annotation of a GenBank genome assembly